AUGAAGUUGAUCUGGAGCAUAGCUGUAGUGGGGAUCGCCAUCCUGCUCGUCGGGUGCGGGGCAUUCAGCCUUCCGAACGUUGCCGAUAACCUGACCAAGGAGCAACGUGCUGCAGCCAUCGUCUCAGCUAGCGUGGCGGAAGAGAUAAGCCGUGAGUACCUGAAGUAUCAUCGAACUGGCAUCGAGACCGAGAGACUUCAGCAACUGGGUAAGGAUCUUCGGAAUAGUCACAGCAAAAAGGCCAUUUUCACCGAAUCCAUGGCUGAAUUGAGUUCCGCGGAUCAGUUUUUCGUCUGCACCCUCUGCAGAUCCACCAUUAAUGUUUUCGCUCGAACUUUCACCGAGGGAGAGUUGAGUGGGCCGCAAAGGGAUGAUGAGGCCAAGAAAUUGGCUCUGGGACUCUGCGAUUACUUUUCAAUCAGCACUCAGGAGGUGUGCUCCGGAUUAUUCGAGCUAAACUGGCCUAUUUUUGACUUUAUCCUGAACGAAACUGUGGCAAGUUCACAGUCGUUCUGCGGAAUGCUACCCAUUCCCAUUUGCCAGGUGAAACAGGAUGAGUACAAUCUUACCUUGACCAUCCAGGGUGAUUCGCCCACCGAAUCAAACUCAAAUUUGCCAGCCAAGACCUCUGAGGAUAUCCUCGUUCUGCACCUCACCGACAUCCAUUAUGAUCCUGAGUAUAGCGUGGGCAGUAAUGCAGCCUGCGAUGAGCCCAUGUGCUGUCGGAACUCUUUGGCCGAAGGAUCUGACUCCUCGGCAGCAGCUGGUUACUGGUCUGAUUACCGUGAUUGCGAUUGCCCCAAACAUCUCAUUUUAAGCGCCUUUGAACACAUCAAGGAUAACCACAAGAUCGAGUGGAUAUACCACACUGGCGACGUGCCGCCCCACAAUGUCUGGUCCACCACCAAACAGGGAAAUCUGGACAUGCUGUCCGAAAUCGAUGGCCUCCUGGCCGAGUACUUCCCAAAUACGCCCAUCUACCCUUGCCUCGGAAACCACGAACCUCAUCCAACGAACGUUUUCGGCAAUGAUGAGGUGCCCUCAGCCUUGAAAGUUGAUUGGCUCUAUGAACACGUUUGGAGCUUGUGGUCCAAGUGGUUGCCCAGUGAGGCCAAGGACACUGUCCUUCGGGGAGGAUAUUACACCGUGUCGCCGAGUGAAGGACACCGCAUUGUGGCCCUCAACAGCAUGGACUGCUAUCUCUACAACUGGUGGCUGUUCUACAAUGCCACCUUGAUCCAGGAGCAGCUUCAGUGGUUCCACGAUACUCUAUUAGCGGCUGAACAGGCGGGUGAAUCUGUCCACAUCCUUACCCACAUUCCCGCUGGCGAUGGCGAUUGCUGGAGCAGCUGGGCCAAUGAGUACAAUAGGGUUCUCACUCGAUUCAAUGGCAUCAUAACUGGAGUGUUCAGUGGUCACACCCACAAGGAUGAGAUGAACCUGCACUACUCCGAUGAGGGUUACGCCACCGUGGUCAACUGGAAUGGCGGUAGUCUGACCUCCUAUUCGAACAAGAAUCCCAACUACAGGCUAUAUGAGCUGCAUCCUACCAACUGGCAGGUUCUAGAUCACCACACCUUCACGUUUAACCUGACUGAGGCCAAUCUGAAGCCAGACGAGCAGCCCCAAUGGGCCUUGGAGUACCAGUUCACUAAGGAAUACACCGAGGACACUAGUCCUGCGGGAAUCGAUCGCUUGCUGGUGGAAAUGGCUGAGAAACCAAGUUUGCUGAGGAAGUUCUGGCGGAACAAGUUCACCAACUCGGACCCCAAGUUGGCCGAAGGCUGUGAUGACUCUUGCCUGAGUAAGACCAUCUGCAGGAUAGCCACCAGUAACUACCAGGAGCGAACUCGCUGCAAGGAGCUGCAGGCCAUCCUGGCGGAGAGUCUGGAAAAUGAGACCGAUACGGAUGACAAUGGUGGUGAUGGUGGCAGUGGAGGUGCUGCUGGAUUGACUGCCCUCAGCUUGGGGUCUCUGCUGGCACUGUUAGCUGCAUCUAAAGUACUUGGAUAGGUCUUAUCAAUGGCCCCGCCUAUUCUUAACACAUAAUAUCAAUGGCGAUAAUCACACCCCAUAAAGGGGGUUAUAAAACUACUAAAGGAAUGCCCGAAACCUCCGGAGAUAAAUAAAAACCAACAAUAAACACA
Molecule: messenger RNA, 2147 nt
Organism: Drosophila eugracilis
Lineage: Eukaryota; Metazoa; Arthropoda; Insecta; Diptera; Drosophilidae
Product: sphingomyelin phosphodiesterase
Exons: 4
Coding region: 1-2013 (670 amino acids)
Biological process (GO): ceramide biosynthetic process; sphingomyelin catabolic process
Cellular component (GO): lysosome
Molecular function (GO): acid sphingomyelin phosphodiesterase activity
Source: RefSeq, a predicted model, not a curated record